GUGUUGUAGAGCCUGACAGCGGUCGGUAUGAAGGACCUGCGGAACCUCUCCUUCUUACACCAUGGGUGUAACAGUCUGCUGCUGAAGGAGCAUUCCCGUCAUUCCCGCUUCUUCUUCUUGUAUCCAAAAACAACAACAACAACAGAGCAGGGCCGGUGGCGGCCGCCUUUGUUUGCGCUUUGGUGCUGGUACUGACCCAACACAAGUACUUGACACUAUUCUGUCUCACUUUCUUCAUUAAUGGAAGGCGAGAACAUGAAGAAAUAGGAAAUAGAGUCAGCGCUGUGCCAUCCAUAUCCAUGCUAUCCAUUUCCACCAGAGCCCCCCAGACACUUGAUGAAGGUGCAUUCGAACAAACCCUGCUUCGCCUAACUUCUCGCUCACCUUCUGACAGAUUUCGCUUUCGCGGUACUUUCUACCGUCUAUAAAAGACAUAAUGUUCCUGCCUUUCACCACACUAACGAGGUGGCUUGUUUCCUCCUCGCUCCAAAAGUGUGGGGUUUUGCGUGUCGCCAUGUUUACAAGUAGUUCCUGCCAAAGAAACAAGAUUCCUUACGAAUAGAACAUGCGCAGAACACAAAUUAAUGACCCUUUUGAUCGGGAUAUUGUUGGAAAAAUGUACAUAAGUUAUCACCCAUACUAUAGCAAUGGUUGCUUUGUUUGUUAUAUGACUAUUUCUUGUGCCCAGAAAAGAGGUACAGGCCCACUGAAGGAGAGCAAAGAGCAGCCUUGGGUGACUCAGAGGUGCGGAUAGGACUGAGUACUGAGUAGCACAAGGCAGGACGGCCUGGCCCCUGACAAGCUACAUCCCGUUAUAAACGUUCCGUUCUACUAGAAUUAACCACACAUGUACUGUUAAGAUCACAGUCACACGCAUACACAUCACAUACCCAAACAAAGACACAGAGUUCAGCCCAUAGAAGCUCCCCUUCCCUUUAGGGUUGAACUUUUAUGUAAUUAGGGAAACGCCUACUGAAUAAAAAGAGAGGGCUCGGGGAGCGUAUUCAAAGCGGUGUGUGAUUGUAACUGUAGCACCAUCCUCCGUUCUCCUCGCGAGUAAAAGAAAUAUUGUUGUCUUGUCUCUUCUGUAAUAUUGUUGUGUUUUACAAGUGUCACAGGAGUUUGAACCUGACAGAUAUCCCGAUAGGCAUAUACAUGACCCAAUAUUUGAGAUAGAAAAGGAGUAUUCGGAUUAAAAAAAAACGGAAUAUGAGCAUAUUCCGGUGUUCCAAAAGGGUUAUUGGUGUUUAUGCGGCCGUGCGCAACUGGGGUUCCUACUAAUAUUCUGGUUAUGAUAGGGUUGUUUGACGGCAUGUAAACUUACUCAUUGUUAUCUAGCACAAAAAUUCAUCAGAGCUGCACAGGUUGUUAUCGGUAUCCGCUUCUGCUCCUCCAUGAUGACAUCAUGGAGACAACGCACUUGCGGUAAUGCCACUCUUCUGCUGUGACGGAGCGCCGCGGCCAUCUUGUUUACGUAUGAUUCCACAGCAGAAGAAAAUGCGAGCGUCUUCAUCACAUCACACAUGAAUGCAUGGGAGACAUGUAUAACGGCGAGCAUUUUGUGAGGUCUGAUUUUGACAAUCCUGUUUAGGAUGCCCCAUGUUACUCUAAUGUUGUUUUUAUUCCUGUCUGGUGAUUGACUAGGAGAUUCUUUCUUACACACUCUCAAACUCUCACUCAAUAAAUCUCCUAUUUGAUGUGUUUUUCGACUUACAGGCAUUUUGCAGUCCCUUUGUCAUCCAUGGCUGAUCAGUCUUCUUUUGCUUAUUAGACAAUUCUCUCAAUGGACAGUGCUUAUCGUAGAACUUCAUGUAAAUAUUUAGAAAGUUUUCAUAUGCUCAUAUGCUUAUGGUCACUGAUAUCAUUAAAUAGCAGACCACUAGUUGUGUUGUUCUAUAAAAAUCAUUAGUGAAUUUAUUAUCAGUUAGUGUGGCACAAUGGUCUGUUAUUCUGCUUGGUCUGGUGAUUUUAGGAUAUAGACUCAAACUGUGCAUUGUAUCUAUGAAGUCAUCUAUUAUCAUUUGCUUAUUUGGAUUCAGUAGAUCAAUAUUGAAGUCUCCACAUACGUAUAAAUAGUCCAUUCUCUUUUUGAUAUAAAUAUAGAAAAAGUAAAAUAGAAUAAUCAAUCCUCUUUCGAACAAACCUUUAACUUUGCUCAAAUCCUCAGCUAAUACCAAAAGCACAAAAGAACAACUAAUGAGCUAAAGUGCCCUGUUUUAAGAGGAAAAUGUCAGCAGCAGCUCAGAAUACUUUAGUUUGAACGAUAGUUUUUUUGUUUUUUUAGAAAGCAGAACCUCGUAGGAGAGACAAAAAAAGUGAGUAAAAACACCUUAAUUACAUUUACAACUACACAUGAACUUGAUUCUUAGUUUGGUCAUUUAAAAUUUGCCAUCCGUCCAUCAAAAUUAAACAAUUUAAAUUUUUUAUCUUGGCUAGCUUGAGUGUAAUGAGUAGUAAUUUAAUGAAGAUUAAGAAACAUUUUUAUAAGCGAUCCUGCUCUGUAAAACAGGGUGGUAUCCACCCCGGUGGCAUCAUGCCUCAAGGAUGCGUGGAUCUCCACUAUGCAGUGUGCAGUGGGGGCUUUACGUUCACUUUUAUGUUCUCAAAUACCAGAAAAAACUCCAACGACCCCCAAAAAAGUAGCUCGAUUUGUUGUUAGUGUAGGGCCCUAUGACUCUUUUAUUUUUCCUACAUUUUUUUCCCCCUGUUUAAAUGUUUUUUAAUUCCGUUUUUUACUUUUUACACUUUUUUAUCACCAUAGAGUGUGUGUUUUUGUGUCAGCAAGUAAAAAUCCUUACAUUUAUUGAUGCAAUACAUCAUUUGAAAAUUUUGCCCUGUACAGAAACGGACGUAGCUUUGCUAACUUUUCAUUUCAUUUGUACAAAAUCCUCAAUAAAUGACCAUAUCCGUGCUUGUGGUUAAAGAAGACGUAGUUGCAGAUGCAAUUGUAAUAGCUUUGUUAAUGUAAGCUAUUUUUUAUGACACCCUUAUUUUAUUACCAUUAUUAGACCGCAUGUGUGCCUCUUAUUUUGAAGGCUGGAAGUUUAACGUGUGUGUAAAAAUCUGCUCUUAAUUUGAAGGCUAGAAGUUUGAUGUGGAAAUGGAUUGGGUUGUAUGUGGAAAUGUGUUUUGACUGUUGCUAAGUGAGCUAGCUAUCCACAUGCCUCUCGUAGCCGUGGCUGUAGUCCCUAUUUCACACACAACUUGCGUGAAGGCAGCAGCCAUCCUAAAAUGCUGGGUUACAUUAACAAGCACUAAAGCAUAGCUCAUACAGCCAGAGUAGUACACACACAGCAGCAUUAACAUGCUCCGCUAAAUUAAGCUAACCCAGCUAGCUUUCACUGGCUAUUGCUGUUCGUGAGCUCGCGCUCGGUGACAAGAGUUUCAAAGUGUUUUUCACCGACUUAGCCGAUGUUGCCGCCUCGACAUGUUUAGUUCAGGACGGGGCUGUUUAGUGUUUGUGAGGACAUGCUGUUAUGAAUGAGCGGUCUGCUGGAGAAAUAUUUCCCAACACUAACGUUCCUUCUCACGGUUACAGCAUUCUAUUCACACGGUCAAUUUCGCAAGUUUAACAGUAGAUUAAGUUUUUAUUGGCCAAUUCUGCAAUUCCGUUAACGUGGAAAUGAUAGGGCCCUACUAGUCGCUUUUGAGAAAAUAUGUCGCCAAGAGAGUUUGGAAUGUCGUCAGAUCUAGCACGGAGGGGGGCGGGGCAGUUAAGGAGCGCUGACAUACACAGCAGUGAUGAGUGAGACAGACCUCCAUGUCAAUACAGUAUACAAGAAAACAGGGCAAAUCCAGUCUAUAUCGAUACAAACGAUAUGUUUGUUUUUGAUAUUGUGCUUAAAAGAAAUAUUGAUGUUUAAAAAAUAUUGAUAUAUUGCUCAGCCCUAUUUUGCACCCUGCAACACAUGCCAAGAAAAAUGUCUCGCGAAGGUGGUGCGUUAAAAAGCUUUAAUUUGGUGUGGCAUUUGGGGGGCAGGGUGUAGUAGGUUUUUGAAGCUCGCAAUGUGGUCAUCGGUCGGGCGGCGGCUAAUUUAGCCAAACGUGUACAUGGCAGUCGGAGGUCUAAGGCUGGUGGAGGAAUUCGGAAUUGGGGUUUGUGUGAUCUGUGCUCUCGCAUCGAAAUUGUCCUUAAAGAAGGCAUCUGAUCCUCUAACUUUGACCAGUGAUUUUGAAAAAGUAAGUCAAAUAUGUUUUUGUCUAAAUUUUAUGGUUCCCCUUUUAUAAAAUAUAGCCCAGGGGUCACCAACAUGGUGCCUGUGGGCACCAGGUAGCCCCUACGACCACAUGAGGCGCCUGCAAGCCUGUUUUUCAUUCAGCUUUUCAGUUAAUAAUGUCAGAACACUAGAAAGACAUGCAUUCUGAAAUGCAAAAUAUGAGUAGUGGAUACCAGCAUUUUGUUAAUGUUCUGGUAAAACAAGCAUAUUCAGUUUGUUUGGGUUGAAAUAAGCUAUAAAAAUAAAUGUUACAAAAAUGAGUAGCUUUUGGCCAUUUUCAUUUCGUCAAAGUAGCUCUCACAAGAAAAAAUGUUUUUGACCUCUGAUAUAGCAAAUAGUAAAUUAAAAAAUGUACACCUAAUAUAUUUGAUCGGUAUCGGACGAUUUCACUCAUAGAUGAUCGAUGUUGGUAUCGGCAUCAUAAAACCCUGAUCAGAGCAUCCCUAAUUGCCAUCUUUUUUUUCCAUUUUGUUGUUUUUUUACAUUUCCAGCCAUUAAGACAGUAACGCCUAUGUUUUGAGACAUUUUGAGAACAAAGUAAAUCUACAGUCCUCGUACGCUCCUGAGUUUAGAUGAAAGCAGUUGUGGUGGUGUUAAUAUGUUGUGACACAGAGCCAUCAAUUUUCAGGAUAGCACUCAUUUUUGUGUUAGAUUAAUAAAGUAAAAAGGUUCCUCAAGUAGCUGGCCACGCUUCUCCCCAGGCCCCCGGGCCCUGGGCCAACCUUGGAAAGGCAGUGCUAAUGACUGUCGCACAAAGGCCAAAUGUCUCACAGUGAGGCGGGGAGAAGCUGGCGAGACUCGGCUCACUUGAUCUCACAGCAGAGUUCAGUAUGCAUAGUGAAUCCUGGCGGCCAGCAAUAGACUGGCAUACACGCAAUCAGCAGCCCUUGCUCCCCACGGCCUCACUUAAGGAUUAUGCACCCUCUGUCGUCUUUUAUUUGUAGUCUGGAUGGAGUUGUGAAUUUAAUUUGCUUCAAACUUUUUUUUUUGUCUGAGCUUUGUUUCAGUCUGCUUUGAUUGUCUUGCAUCCUGUGAGCAUUUAUGCGAGGGUCGUGGAUGCGCUGAUCAUUUAUUCAGACUACACACUUUGCAUUGAAGCCCUCAUUGCAAAAAGAUCAUUAUCCUAAAUGCGGAGCUGUUCUCUCUCCGUUUCUCUCUUGCUCUCUUACGCUGUUGCUCCACUGUAAGCUGUUGGCUGUUUGCCCCGGUGUGAGACACCAAGGAGCUGAAGUGGGCACUUUUCGAGCAGCAUGACUGAACACAGGGCCAAGGACAAAAGGUGUGAGCACGGACGGGUCUCUGAAUGAAACAGCCUGACUGUUAUGGAAAUGGUCAAAGGGAAGGAGCUGUCAUCAAACAUGAGACGCUGACACUGGUUGUUGUGAUGGCUGUUGCGGCUCCUCGCAGACAGACAGGAGGGACGUGUUCUUUGGAGAGCUUGGCAAGCAUGUGUCACCGAUGCUCCGAUGCUAAUGUCAGACAAACUUUGGUUGCUUUGGAAUGGAAGUAUUGCUGUAUUUUCUUGUAAUCCUAUGACUGAUUGAUUUUCCUUGUAAUCUAAUUAUUAACCACAAUCUGGAGUCAAUGAUUUGACAAAUUGUGCCUUAUUUGCCUCAUUUUUUGCAGCUUGUAGAUUGUCGUCAUUGGUAGCCUGCUCCCUCUCUCUUGGGAGGCUCCUUUAGGUUAGAGUGCUGACUGCAGCCCAUGAGAAUAAAUGCUCCGCUAAUGGCUACUGACAUAAGGCACUGAAACUUCUACCUCGUGCUUUUAUUGUCCUAGGGCUGUUGGAUGAGCGUACAGACCAACCUCAGCACAAAAGUAAACCACUCUCACUCUCCUGGCUCCAUGGCAGCUGCAGUGCGAGGCAGUGAGUGGUCAUGUGGACGCUGCACCUUCCUAAAUGUGGGUGGAGCACCUCGCUGUUCCAUCUGUGAGGCUCCUCGCCAAAAACCUGACCUCAACCAGAUCCUUCGCCUGAGCAGCAGCGAGGAGCACCGCUGGGCUUGUCCCCGCUGUACCCUCAACAAUCCUCAGGGAUCGAGAGCCUGCUCCGUCUGCGGGUUCGGACCGUCCUCCACCACCCCUGCACCUGCCAUCACGACCGUCGCUGCCACUUCAAACGGUCUCCCUCCUGCUCCUACGGAACCCCCAACGCUGACCGUCAAGCCCACGGUGCUUUCAGAACCUCAAGGACAGGUUUCGUUGAAAGAGGACAUGUUGAGACGCUCGGAGAGCAAUGGAGAGGUGGGCAGUUCAGAUUUGCAGCAUCUGGGUUGGGCUUGCCCUCGCUGCACACUUCUCAACACACCUGUUGCACUGUCGUGCUCAGCCUGUGGUGGACCCAGAAAACUAUCUCUACCCAAAAUCCCCCCUGAGGCGCUGGUGGUGCCUGAGGUUCGCACGCCUGUACUGGGGUUCCCCGUGGGCUCAGCAGGGACCGCUCCACUAGUCAUUGACUUAACAGAUGAUUCUCCUCCAGCUCCUCCCUGCGACCCCCAAGAACCGGCCCAUGUGUCCUCACAACCCCUCUCUUCUGCUUUUAGUGCUUUUUCCUCCCUCCAGAACAACCCCGUGCCACGAAGUCGGAGAGAAGUGCCUCCUACAGGGAGGCCACCAAACCCAGGUAACAACACGCCGAGUCCCACCUCUCCUUCAAGCGCAGGUGUCCCCCUACAGCCUGGCCCACAGCGUCCUUCCAAACCCAAACAUGCCCAACCACAGGAGCCCUCAUACCCCAGUAAGCGCCUCAGUAUCUUAGAAGAGGACCCUGAAAAUCAUCCACCAACAGCCCCCACCUGGAAAUGCCCAGGCUGCUCUUUGGCUAAUCCAGGUGGCUUGUCUAAGUGUGAGACCUGCCGAUCAUCACGGGCUGGUGCUGACCUUAUCGAUUUGGGUUGCGAGACUGUACGCUUCACCCCGGCGAGCCCCUCUAGCCCAGACUUCAGCACCUGGGCUUGCUCUAAGUGCACCCUGCGCAAUCCCACAGGUGCUCCAAAGUGCUCAGCCUGUGGUUCUUCCAAACUGCAUGGCUUCCAGGAGCAGCAGGUGCCCCUACCACGCUGUUGUUCACACUGUGGCCAGGUCCCAUCAGGGUCUGGCACAGCAUGCUCCUGUAAUCCCACCUCUUCUUCAUCCUCCACGGGUCAUAAAACACGGAAACAGGGCAGAGGUUUCCCCUCCUCAUCUGCGGCUUCUUCUAGUUCUUCCUUGGAGAGGGCAGGACAGUGGAGUUGCCCAGCGUGCACACUGCUAAAUGACGUCAAGGCCAAGAACUGCGCAGCAUGCCACACACCCCAGCAGUACCUUACCCUUAAGAAGGUGGUCAAGCCUUUAAAGAGGAGGGAAAGCAUGCACGUCGAGGCUCGUCGGCGAAAUGACGAAGGUGAAGCCAAGGAGCUGUGGGAGAACAUUGUCAGCUUCUGCAGAGAGAACACGGUGAACUUCGUGGAUGACAGCUUCCCCCCAGGACCUCGGUCCGUAGGCUUCCCCGAGGGAGACAGUGUCCAGCAGCGAAUCAAGAAGUGGCUCCGCCCCCACGAGAUCAAAUGCAGCAACUUCAAAGACCGAGGCGUCAAAUGGUCCGUUUUCCGCACGCCACGACCCUCUGACAUCCUCCAAGGGCUGCUGGGAAACUGCUGGUUCCUCAGUGCCCUGGCGGUGCUGGCCGAGCGUCCCGAGCUGGUGGAAAGGGUAAUGAUCACCAGGACCAUCUGCACGGAGGGAGCCUACCAAGUUCGCUUAUGCAAAGACGGGACGUGGACGACGGUGCUGGUGGAUGACAUGCUGCCCUGUGACGACUAUGGCUUCCUCCUAUUCUCCCAGGCCCAGAGGAAGCAGCUGUGGGUGGCGCUCAUUGAGAAAGCCCUGGCAAAGCUCCACGGAUCCUACUUUGCCUUACAGGCAGGGCGUGCCAUCGAGGGCUUGGCCACACUGACGGGGGCUCCAUGCGACUCCCUGAUGCUCCAGGUCAGCUCCACCAAUCCACGGGAGGAGCCCAUCGACACGGACCUGAUCUGGGCCAAGAUGCUAAGCUCCAAGGAAGCAGGGUUUCUGAUGGGUGCCUCGUGUGGAGGAGGCAACAUGAAGGUGGAUGAUGCCGUCUAUGAGUCCCUGGGUUUGCGGCCUCGCCAUGCCUACUCCAUCUUGGAUGUACGAGACGUUCAAGGAUACAGGUUGCUGCGUCUCCGUAACCCAUGGGGUCGAUUCUCGUGGAAUGGCAGCUGGUCAGACGAAUGGACGGACUGGCCACAGCACCUACGACAUGAGCUAAUGGCUCAUGGGAGCAGCGAGGGGGUCUUCUGGAUGGAGUACUCAGACUUCAUCAAGUACUUUGACUCUGUGGAUAUCUGUAAGAUCCAUUCAGACUGGCAGGAGGUGCGGCUCCAGGGAAGCUUCCCGAGCAAGGCCAGCGGUCCCGUCACUGUCACGGCCCUCACCGUGCUGGAGAGGACGGCGCUGGAGUUUGCUCUCUUCCAGGAGGGAAGCAGGCGCUCUGACACCGCCGACAGUCACCUGCUGGAUCUGUGCAUCAUGGUGUUCCGGGCCUCUUUUGGGAGCAGCAACAAGCUGACCCUUGGCCGCCUGUUGGCGCACAGCAAAAGAGCGGUGAAGAAGUUUGUUGGCUGCGAUGUGAUGCUGGAGCCCGGGGAGUACGCCGUGGUGUGCUGCGCCUUUAACCACUGGCAGAUGAACGUCAGUGGGUCGGGAGGUCCACCCACACCGAUCUCCAGUCCAACCAGUGGAGCCCAGCGGCGACCCAGUCAAGACUUCCCAGGCUACAUCCUGGCUAUUUACAGCUCCAGGCAGGUGAUGGUGGAGCAGGUGGAGGCGACCGCCACCACGCUGGCAGACGCCAUCAUACUACUGACGGAAAACAAAGGCGAAAGACACGAGGGCCGCGAGGGCAUGACGUGCUACUAUUUGACGCACGGAUGGGCAGGACUCAUUGUAGUUGUGGAAAACCGCCACCCCAAGUACUACCUCCAUGUCUCCUGUGACUGCACGGACAGCUUCAAUGUGGUGUCGACGCGUGGCAGCCUCAAGACCAUCGACAGUGUCCCACCUUUACACCGGCAAGUGCUGGUGGUGCUCUCCCAGCUGGAAGGAAACGCAGGCUUCUCCAUCACGCACCGGCUGGCUCAUCGCAAGGCAGCGCAAGCGUCUCUGGGCGACUGGACGCCCACCAAAGCUACCCACAGCCCCCAGCUCACCCCGGACAUUGACGGGCUGCACCGACCCAGGCCGCUAUGACCACCGUCCAACAAUAUGGCCGACUGUCAAAGCACUGGAAGACUGGGCAAGUGGGAUUUGGAGAAAGACACGCAUCUGAAUGUAUUCAUCAACACUGAAGCUUUCACCCAAGUUGGGAUGAAAGGGGGACUCGCUCAGCUUCAAGCCCCGCUUUUAAAGGAAAACUGCACUUUUUUUGGAAUUUUGCCCAUCAUCCACAAUCCUUAUGUGAGAAAUGAACACGUCUUUCUCUUUUCUGUGCAUUUUAAAGAUAUAACAACAGAAGAAAGUGACAGCUCAGUAGUGCACGUAAUGGGAUACACCGAUGCUGCCUAUAAGGACCGCUGUUAAAACACCUCCAACAACGUUUCAUGGUUUUAUAUACAGUACAUGCUGUGACCAUGUAGUAACUGGUACAUUCAUGAUAACAUGUAAUACUUAACAGUAUUUUGCAUAUUUCGGCCAUUCUAAGCAUUACCUUCCUUGCUCGGCCCAUUGAUUUCACAUAGCAACGUCAUAGAAACGUACGCCAACGCCUAGCGUUAACUUUUCCAAACUCAGAAAUACAAACACAGCAGCAGUGGCGACAUCUCUUUUGGUAGUGGUCUGAGGCAUUGUGAGUGUGACGCUGACGUGCUACGGGCAAGUCUGUGGUGAAACUAGUCACUGGCCGGCUAGUAGCUAGCCGUGUUUUCUGGCUAAGUGUCAAUACGGCAGUAAUGUAGUUUGAUUGGUGUAACAAUGUUAAUAAUAAUAGUAACAAUGUCACUGUAGCUUGGUUAAUAUGCACCUCACAUUACUUUGCGCUUUUUGGGGACUUUUUCAGACAACUUUAUAGGAGGAAUAAGUAUGUCCCAUACGUGCAGUAUUGAGCUGGCUCACACAGAAAAGAGAGACAUACAGUACGUGUUCAUGUCUCCCAUAAGGAUUGUGGAUGAUGGGCAAAAUAAAAAAAAAAGUGCAUUUUUCCUUUAAAGUGUCAAAAUGUGUGGACAGCUUCGGUACAAGCGCUGUAUAUGUGGAUUCCCAAAAAGUCAGGGUGGAGUGCUGUAACUACUGAGCCAUUUUCCAAGACUUUCUCCUCAAUCCUCCGCCCACUUGGAAUACCGUAGAGAGCAACCCGACCCAACAGUAUGGUACCAAUCGAGCCAAGCCACUCACAUGUUUUUUAAAUAUUUGACAAUGCAGGUACAGUAUCAGUCUUAAAUGUUUCAUCCUUAUGUUUUUUAUUGUUGUGCAUGUGUGAAGUUCUUAGAACAGGGGUCGGCAACCUUUAACAUCAAAUGAGCCAUUUUGCCUCCUCUUCCCGUAAAGAAAAAUGGUCUGGAGCCGCAAAACACGACACAGCUUAGAAACUUUUUAAAGUGUUGAUCGUUUUUAAAUUUUACCUGUUAAAACAGCGUAAUUAACUAACAGAAGUGCAGAGUGCAUGUGUAGGCCUACUUUCAAAUGAUUUGAACACUGAACUAGGUAGGCUUUUUUGAGUCGUUCCCGUGUUUGUGUAACAUGAAAAGAAAACGUUGCCAACUUUAGCAUAAGAAAGCCUAUCAGAGUUCACAUAUCUACAUAUCCGUGUGUCUGCUCAGUAUCGUUUGCACCACUCGACUCCUCACAGACAAUUCAGUAUGCUUGCACUGAAUGAAUGUCAUCAAUUUUCCUACUGGGGAUGUUUGUUGCCAUUCUAUUGGUCCUGUUCUUCAAUGUCUUUGCAGGGAGGAGCAUUUCUUUCAUUUCCUGAAUAAUUAACAAUAAUAAGAAUUUCAGAAUUAAUUAAUUAAUUUCUUCCAAUAUAUUUCUUUUUAGGGACGUAUUUGUGGUUAUGGAUAGCUUACCGCGGGGUUAGCACACUGUCAAGGCGUCUUUUUUGUGCCUCACUUCCCUUGCUUAUGCAAUCAGCAGUCAGAACACAGUGUAGAUGCAUUCGUGGACUAGCGGUGAGUGGGGUAUUUCAAACUCUUUUUGAAAACGCACAUUUCCUCUGUUUUGGUGUUUAAAAAAAAAAACAGAUCUCAGCAUGGGAGCCACAAUAAGGAGGCCACAUGCGGCUUCAGGGCCAGGGGUUGCCGACCACUGUCUUAAAAGAAGCCAUCAUUCUUACUUACAUGUUCAUGCUCUCUCUUAUCUCAGGACCAAAACGUGUCAUUUAAAGGUUGUUCCUACAAUAGAAAACCUAUAAAAACCUACUAACAUGUUUAAUGUAUCGCCAUCUCAUCGACCUAUCCUGUACACCACAACAACAAACACAACUCAAACAGCCUAUAAAAUCGCUUACAGCAUUUUAGGACCGAAUAAACACUCACCCACAACUCAUUUUUGGACACGACUCUCAGUUUGGAAAACCUGAUGUGGAAUCGCUCCAUAGCCACCGUAGUAGUACUAUAUUGGGUUUAUCCUGUUAACACCCUCUAGUUCUUUUUUUACCCUUUUUUUAGGCACUAUAUGGACAAAGGUAUUGGGGACAUUAUUGGUAAAUUACACCUCCGAGAAGUGAAAAUGUCAAAAUCUGGAUAGUUUCCACCUCUGGGAAGAAUUUGAAAAAUAUUUUUUUCUAUUCAUCCCCGUACAAAUGCAAAGAGACAAGGAUUUAUUUUUUAACGUUUUCCUUCAUUUUAGUCAUUUCCCUUAAAUCGCCUUCAUUUUGGACAUUUGGAGGCAAUUUUGACAUUGCCCUUUUCCCAAUUGGUACAUUUGGACCAAAUUUUGCAAUUUACAGUACGUUCGUAGGUAAGUGUUUUAAGAAAAAUGCCUUUUUUCCAUCAUUGGGGUCAUAUGUAUCAAAUUUUGACAGUUCUUUUCAUUUGUGUAAUUUUACUCAAUUUUUUUACAUUUCAAGCCAAUUUUAACAUUCCUUCAUUUGAGAAAUUUGGAGCUAAUUUUUCAGGACAUUUAGCUCAUAUUUUGAGAUUUCCCUUUUGUUCCAAGUUCUUUCAAAGCAAACAACACCUUAAUUGACCUUGCUUUCACAUUGCAACCAAAAAAGGGCCUUCCCAAGCUGUCACCACAAAGCUGGAAGCAUAAAAUUGUCCAAAAUGUAUUGAUAAAAUAUAGAAUUAGGUAGUCAAGCACAAUUCCUGGUUGGUUACUAAACUGAUGAAGAGGUUAUCCCAGCACUUUUGUCCAUCCUUUAUUUCUCUCGUCCCCUAAAUUGGUGCAGUCUAAACGCUGGAGGCUAGUCAACAUUUCAUAGUUUACUUCCCAACACAUAAAUUCCCAGAGCUGGUGCCCAACUCCCCCUCGUGUCUCUCUAAAUGGAGUGAAUGAAUGCUGGAUUGGAAGGUCACCUGGAUAUUUAAUAUUAUACUCACAUUUGAAACACAUUGGAGUGUUGCCAAGGGAGUCCCACAGCAGCUGUUAGGACAGGGGGAGCUCUUUACUUUUACAGCUUUUCUUUAUGAAAGAGUGAGAAUCCAGGCCCUUGCAUUUUGUCACAGCGAGACAAGGAUGUGGAACAAGAUGCCUGACAGCUAUUUUACACUUUUUCUUGUUUAAAUUCCUCCCGUGCAACCUUGCUGCUUGUGAUGAAUGCGGUACAGUCCAAUGGCGGCUACCGGAGGUUUAUUUUUGUCUUACUUGAAAGCUGAAAAGCUCUGGAGUGAUUUUGGCUCCAUUUAAAUCGAAAGCUUGAUUUGUUUUUGUCUUUUACACCGUUUUUUUUGUUUCAUUUUACCUUCAGGAGGAGUUGUAAGUGUAAAUACGUUUUCCAAAGAGACAUCCAUGUAUACGGUGACCACUCUUUUAAAUACCUGCACUGAGCAGCUGUGCAAUUUAAUUUAUUUUUGAUUGUUUUGCAGGAAGGUGAUCCCUUUUAUGUUUAUUUGAUGUCACCGAACGUUUGUUUUCUGUCAUCAUGGUCACUUUGGCUCUCACUGGUGUCCUCUCCUUUUGAAGCAGUGGUGGCGGUUUUUUGUUUCACUGGCGCCCCCUACUGCUGGCCAGAAUAGGCUACAGGCUAGAGACAAUACACACAGCUGGCCUUUUCUCUCGGAUGAAAUUGUACAGGUGCAAAGCUAAGCUCUGCUGUAAAAAAAAAAAAAAAGGUCAUACAAAACUUUUAAACAACAAAAACAUGAAAUAGUUAAAUCCAACAAAGUGCGGCCUAAUGCUGAUUAAAAAAACAAAAGCUUACGAAUGUGAUAUACAGUAUAUAUAUUUUAUUGGUCCUUUCUUUUGUCAGGGGGAAUGAGUAUAUGUGUACAAAUUUGUUUGUUUUAAUAUUUCAAUCUCAGGUUCCACUGGACCAAAUAAAAGGUUUUUUUUAAUUA
This is a messenger RNA of Dunckerocampus dactyliophorus (ringed pipefish), 13708 nucleotides long. It is a transcript of the gene capn15, whose product is annotated as calpain 15. Gene Ontology annotation, cellular component: cytoplasm. The transcript is spliced from 13 exons. Gene Ontology annotation, molecular function: calcium-dependent cysteine-type endopeptidase activity. The record is from RefSeq and is a predicted model, not a curated record. Lineage: Eukaryota; Metazoa; Chordata; Actinopteri; Syngnathiformes; Syngnathidae. The coding region runs from base 6006 to 9467 and encodes 1153 amino acids. Gene Ontology annotation, biological process: proteolysis.